GACAGCCCGCCUCCUCCUCGCAGAUGUUGGUUAUAUCAGGCAGCAGGAAGUCUUUUAGCACAAGUUUCUGUUUAGACAAAAUCAUUUUUGUCGUCUGUUUCUAUGUGCUGAUAGACUGAAUCAGCAAGGGCUCUUUCUUUUUUGACGACUGCAGUUGUAGUGAGUCGACAUUGUCACCCGUAGACUACAUAGUAAAAAAUAGUAAACAUGGAUGUGGAGGACUCCGAACAAAAGACGAUAACUCUUCUGAUAAAAACGCCCAACCAGGCUCAGGAGGACAAAGCCGUGGAAGGCGUCUGUCCGAACUGGACCGUGAAGGAUCUAAAAAGGCAUUUGUCGAUCGUUUACACAACUAAACCGGCUCCCUGUGACCAGAGACUGAUCUAUGCUGGUAAACUGCUGCCAGAUCAUCUGCACAUUAAAGACCUCUUCACACAGACUGACUCCUUUCCCACACUGCACCUGGUGUGUGCUACUAGGACUCUAGCCCAAGGACCCCUGGGAGCGAGACCUAAGACCAAAGAGACAGAACAGCCCGACCCCUCCCAUCCACAGGCGAUGGCAGGCUCUGGUCCUCAGAGUCCUUCUGGCCCCUCAUCCUCAGUCCAGCCCAGCAGCUCCCCCACACUGAGGCAGAGGAGGCACACCCGUGCAGCUCCAGCUCACACACCAACCCCAGUGUCUCCCCCAGCAUGGCCUGCUGCUGCCAUGCCUGCAGCUCCACAGAUGAUCCAGCCAGCCUUCCCCACCUACUCUCUGUACAGCCCCCAGCAGCUCAUGUGGCUCCAGCAUGUCUACGCUCGACAGUACUACAUGCAAUACCACGCAGCGCUGGCCGCAGCAGGCACUCCACCAUCAGCACCAGCCACAACCAUUGGCCAGUACCCUCCUGUUCCCGCCCACCAGGUACCUGUCCCAGCCCCAUUAGCCAAUCAGAACCCCAUCGAAAACCUGCCCGCCAAUCAGAACCCAGUGCAGGACGGUGCUUUCAUCAACCCAGGGGAGGCCAACCAGAACAUGAGGAUGAACGCGCAGGGAGGCCCGGUGAUGGAGGACGAGGAUGAUGUGGAGCGGGACUGGCUGGACUGGAUGUACUCCGCUGCCAGGUUUGGCGUUCUGCUCAUGAUCGUGUACUUCAACUCCAACCUGAGCCGCUUCCUGCUGGUGAUGAGCACCCUGCUUCUCAUGUACCUACACACUGUUGGUUGGUUCCCUUUCAGAAGACGAGCACAGGUCCAAGGACCCAACCCCCUGCAGCCCCCUGAGGUCCAGCACAACCAACAGAACGAGAACAGGAACCCUGACGCGGGGGAGGAGCCUGCUGACAGACAGAGGGAGGAGCCUGCUGCUGCAGAGGGCGGGUUAGAGGGACACGGACCAAUGGCGGCAGUGUUAGUGCCUCCUCACAGGGUGUCAGUCAUGUGGACGGCCUGGGUGUUCUUUAAAACCUUCUUCUCCUCCCUCAUACCUGAGGCUCCCCAGGGGAUGGCCAACUGACAACCUAGAUGACCGAUAGAGGCACCAUACAUGUUUUUUGGGGUCAAAAUAAUCUUUUGAGCCAAAGGAAAACCUGCAACUCAAAAUAAAAUCACAACUGACAUUCUUAUUAGUAAGAGCUGCGGUUUGAGUUUGGUUGUUGUGCCACGAAGUUAAAGCACCAGCAAAAUAAAAAGACGUUGACUGGAAACAAUGGACAAAGAGUUAUCAGCAACAUUCCCAACAACUGUGCAUUGUGCAAUGCCAGCUCUUUAUCUGACCACCGUCUACUGAUAGUAGGUUUAUAGUCAAGACCCUUAUCCAUUAAACAACAGUGCAGCAGCCGAGGGUAUAAACUUACCUUUCACCUGACUCUGUUGGACUUAUCUUAUUUUACUGUGAGAAGGUUCAUAAAUAUGGACUUUCUCAUCCUGUAGAUUUAAAUUAAGCUUGUGUAUGAUGAUGAAUAUGAUCAGGACCAAUGCUCUCCAACCCAUCAGGAUUAUAUUAAGCAUGUCUUUGGAAGUCAAAAUCCACUCAAGGUGAGUCCUGUGUCUGAUGACUCUCUGAAUCUAAAUUCCAUAGAUUUUUUUAGAUUUACAAAGUGUCCCUGCAUGGAGCCUGGGUUUGAUCACAGCUGUGGUUUCCACUGGUUUGACGGACUGGAAGCAAAGGAAGCUAGCAUAUUAUAGUAUAAGUAUAUUAUUUUAAGAUGAGGAAAACUAAACUGUUCAGUUGUUUUUGUUUGUUUCUCAAUGUACUUAAUAUUCAAAGCCAUACAGCUCAGCUUAUCAGUUUAAUUCAGAUUAUUUUGGCCUUGUUCUUCUAUAGUCAGUGUUGUCAUUAACAACCUCAGUGCUUUAGAAACUGACCUUGACUGUCAAAUAACAAACUUGCAAAUGAUUCACACACUUUACAAUGUUCAUGUUGGGUAGACUUCUUAUUGAGCGUCAGAUGAUGCUCUUUGGUACCAAAUGCAAAGUAGACGGCUUGCCAAAUGUCUGGGUACAUCUUUUUUGAUAGUGAUGCUGCCAUAGUUCAAAAUAUAUAUAUUACUGUAAAUCUAGUUUUGUAAAUAAACUUAAAGUUCACACAGCACUUUACAACAUGUAUCUUAUGCAGGCCUCUUUACAUUUGGAGGGGUUAUUUUGUAAUCAUUGUAAUAUAAAUAUAAGGCUCUGAUGUGAUUGUGAGUCCAGUUCAGAAUCCUGUCAAACAACACGUACAGUUUGAAGCCAGUGCUGAUAAACUACAGAGAUGUUGCUUUAGUAGAAAGGUAGUUAUGUUUUCAGUCAGAAACAGUUUGGAUAACUAUGGAAAGUGUCAUAGCUAAGAUUUAAAUUAAGCUAUCAAAUCCCUCCUACAGCACCUUAAGCACCUGGCUCUCAUCAUAUUGACUGAGAACCUGUACUGUCACUGAUCAGAAGCAUGAGUGACUUUUUGUCAAUGCAUCUACUGGUCACUGCAUCAAGGUAUUGAUCAUGAAUUUGUGUGAGUUAACUCUUUUUAACUAACUGUUAAAUGUUGCAGUUUAAAAAAAAUCUAUUACAAGGAAAAUAUGGGUUUUACUAUCUUCUCUUAAUAACGUCACUGUAAAUGGGGGCUAUUAGACCUUUGAGUAAAAAGGGCUAAAGAAAUGUCCCUCUUGUUAUCCAAUCCUGUGUACUGCAUUAGCCCCUGCUCUAUCGCUAGCACUCAGAUUCCCUUUUGGAAAGGACUAUAGUCUGGGAUAUGGUCACUGUGUGUAAUUGGACAUUUUAAUAUUAAUAUCGUCUUUAUCCGUCUUUCUUUGAAACUGUGCUGGAUGUUGUAUGAGGUGUGUUUUGAGGAGGACCUGCAAUAAAUCUUUAUACCUGUA
Eleginops maclovinus (Patagonian blennie) is the source of this 3334-nucleotide messenger RNA. RefSeq names its product homocysteine-inducible, endoplasmic reticulum stress-inducible, ubiquitin-like domain member 1 (gene herpud1). Gene Ontology annotation, biological process: ubiquitin-dependent protein catabolic process; negative regulation of endoplasmic reticulum stress-induced intrinsic apoptotic signaling pathway; endoplasmic reticulum calcium ion homeostasis. Gene Ontology annotation, molecular function: transmembrane transporter binding. The coding region runs from base 208 to 1497 and encodes 429 amino acids. NCBI's taxonomy places the organism in Eukaryota, Metazoa, Chordata, Actinopteri, Perciformes, Eleginopidae. The record is from RefSeq and is a predicted model, not a curated record. Gene Ontology annotation, cellular component: endoplasmic reticulum membrane. The transcript is spliced from 8 exons.